Messenger RNA from Saprolegnia diclina VS20, 1792 nucleotides. RefSeq names its product elongator complex protein 3, variant. The transcript is spliced from 14 exons. Gene Ontology annotation, molecular function: acyltransferase activity, transferring groups other than amino-acyl groups; iron-sulfur cluster binding. Gene Ontology annotation, biological process: tRNA wobble base 5-methoxycarbonylmethyl-2-thiouridinylation. The record is from RefSeq and is a predicted model, not a curated record. Gene Ontology annotation, cellular component: elongator holoenzyme complex; nucleus; cytoplasm. Bases 31 to 1458 code for a protein of 475 amino acids. Lineage: Eukaryota; Oomycota; Saprolegniomycetes; Saprolegniales; Saprolegniaceae.
CCUGCACCAAUCACGGACGACACGGACGUGAUGAGCAACGCGGGCGUCGACUCGGAGACGUACGUCAAGGCGAUCUCGUCCAUCGUGGAAGAGAUCAUCAAGGCCUAUGAGAAGCAGGAGCCGGUCAACAUGACGCGGCUCAAGAACGACGUCGCCAAGGGCUAUCGCCUGCCGUCCAUGCCCAAGCUGGUCGACAUUAUCUCGGCGAUUCCGGAAGAGUACAAGGAAGAGCUACUGCCGUACUUGAAGGCCAAGCCCGUGCGCACAGCGUCCGGCAUCGCGGUCGUUGCCGUCAUGUGCAAGCCGCACCGGUGCCCGCACAUUGCAAUGACGGGCAACAUCUGCGUCUACUGCCCGGGCGGACCCGACUCGGACUUUGAGUACUCGACACAGGCGUACACGGGGUACGAACCGACGAGCAUGCGCGCGAUUCGCGCUCGCUACAACCCGUACGUGCAAACAAAGACACGCGUGGACCAGCUCCGGCGCCUCGGCCACAACGUCGACAAGGUUGAAUUUAUCGUGAUGGGAGGCACGUUUCUCUCGCUCGACAAGGAGUACCGCGACUACUUUAUUCGGAAUCUCCACGAUGCGCUCUCGGGCCACACGUCAGCGUCCGUCGCCGAGGCUGUCCGGUACUCGGCGCAGAGCCAAACCAAAUGCACGGCGAUCACGAUCGAGACCCGACCCGACUACUGCUUGAAGCCGCAUCUGAACGACAUGCUCGCGUACGGCUGCACGCGCAUCGAGAUUGGCGUCCAGAGCAUUUACGAAGACGUGGCGCGCGACUCGAACCGCGGGCACACCGUCGCGGCGGUGUGCCACUCGUUCCAGCUCGCCAAAGACUGCGGCUACAAGAUCGUUGCGCACGUGAUGCCGGACUUGCCCAACAUGGGCAUGGAGCGGGACCUCAAUGGCUUCAAAGAGUACUUUGAGAACCCGCUGUUUCGGACGGAUGGCCUCAAGAUCUAUCCGACGCUGGUGAUCCGCGGGACAGGCCUUUACGAGCUCUGGAAGACAGGCCAGUACAAGAACUACUCGCCCAACGAGCUCGUGGAUCUGAUGGCGCGGCUGCUCGCGCUCGUGCCGCCGUGGACGCGCGUGUACCGCAUCCAGCGCGAUAUCCCCAUGCCGCUCGUCACCUCGGGCGUCGAGAAUGGCAACUUGCGCGAGCUUGCGUUGGCGCGCAUGAAGGACCUCGGCCUCGCCUGCCGCGACGUGCGUACACGCGAGGUUGGCAUGAAGGGCAUCCACGACCAGGUGUCGCCGGAUCACGUCGAGCUCAUCCGGCGGGAUUACGUGGCCAACGGAGGGUACUUCAAGCAUCGUUCAAGUAUAUUUCUGGGUGCUCAUCAGUCGCAGGUGGGAGACUUUCCUCGCCUACGAAGACGUCGACCAAGACAUUCUAGUCGGCCUCCUUCGAUUGCGCCAAGCAAGUGCAACUGCUUUUCGACCUGAGAUCCCGCCGGGCACGUCCAUCGUGCGCGAGCUGCAUGUCUACGGCUCGGCCGUGCCGUUGCACGCGCGUGACCCGACCAAGUUCCAACACCAGGGAUUCGGGACGCUCCUCAUGGAGGAAGCCGAACGCAUUGCGCGCGACGAGCAUGGCUCGCGCAAAAUUGUGGUGAUUUCCGGCGUGGGCACACGCGACUAUUACCGCAAGCUCGGGUAUGUGCUGGAAGGCCCGUACAUGGUCAAGGAGCUCGAGGGUUGAGGGUUGCCCCAAGAUUCGCGUGCUAUCCGCAAAACCAUAUCUUUCAUUGACGCGCAUCAACAACCCAAAGUCUGCGUA